AUGCGUGUAAGAAACUACAGCCCUCUGCGCGGGGAGCGAUGGGAUCCUGACUAUCACCUACACCACUCUUCACCCCUUCUCCUCUCACCUGCACCACUCCCCACCACCCUCGAGGCGAGGGCAGGAACACCUGCCAUGUGUUCUCCUCACUGCCCGCUGGCUGAGAUGUGUGGAGUGGGGAGACGAGACUACAGCCUCUCAUUUGCACCACCCUUCACCCCUUUAUUCUCACCUGCACCACUCCCCAGCGCCCUCGUGGCGAGGGCAGGAACGCCUGCCACGUGUUCUCCUCGCUGCCUGCUGGCCCGCCCACCCACCCCUCCGUGCGUAACUGAUAGGGAGAGGGGAGAAAGUAGGGCAGGAGAAGGGAGGAGAAGGGAGGAGCGGGAAGGAGAGCGGCGGGUGGUGAGUUUUGAGGUGCAAGGUGGCAUCCACCCCACGCCCAGUUUUGAGGUGCAAGGUGACAUCCACCCCACGCCCAGUUUUGAGGUGCAAGGUGGCAUCCACCCCACGCCCAGUUUUGAGGUGCAAGGUGGCAUCCACCCCACGCCCAGUUUUGAGGUGCAAGGUGGCAUCCACCCCACGCCCAGUUUUGAGGUGCAAGGUGGCAUCCACCCCACGCCCAGUUUUGAGGUGCAAGGUGGCAUCCACCCCACGCCCAGUUUUGAGGUGCAAGGUGGCAUCCACCCCACGCCCAGUUUUGAGGUGCAAGGUGGCAUCCACCCCACGCCCAGUUUUGAGGUGCAAGGUGGCAUCCACCCCACGCCCAGUUUUGAGGUGCAAGGUGGCAUCCACCCCACGCCCAGUUUUGAGGUGCAAGGUGGCAUCCACCCCACGCCCAGUUUUGAGGUGCAAGGUGGCAUCCACCCCACGCCCAGUUUUGAGGUGCAAGGUGGCAUCCACCCCACGCCCAGUUUUGAGGUGCAAGGUGGCAUCCACCCCACACCCAGUUUUGAGGUGCAAGGUGGCAUCCACCCCACGCCCAUUUUUGAGGUGCAAGGUGGCAUCCACCCCACGCCCAGUUUUGAGGUGCAAGGUGGCAUCCACCCCACGCCCAGUUUUGAGGUGCAAGGUGGCAUCCACCCCACGCCCAGUUUUGAGGUGCAAGGUGGCAUCCACCCCACGCCCAGUUUUGAGGUGCAAGGUGGCAUCCACCCCACGCCCAGUUUUGAGGUGCAAGGUGGCAUCCACCCCACGCCCAGUUUUGAGGUGCAAGGUGGCAUCCACCCCACGCCCAGUUUUGAGGUGCAAGGUGGCAUCCACCCCACGCCCAGUUUUGAGGUGCAAGGUGGCAUCCACCCCACGCCCAGUUUUGAGGUGCAAGGUGGCAUCCACCCCACGCCCAGUUUUGAGGUGCAAGGUGGCAUCCACCCCACGCCCAGUUUUGAGGUGCAAGGUGGCAUCCACCCCACGCCCAGUUUUGAGGUGCAAGGUGGCAUCCACCCCACGCCCAGUUUUGAGGUGCAAGGUGGCAUCCACCCCACGCCCAGUUUUGAGGUGCAAGGUGGCAUCCACCCCACGCCCAGUUUUGAGGUGCAAGGUGGCAUCCACCCCACGCCCAGUUUUGAGGUGCAAGGUGGCAUCCACCCCACGCCCAGUUUUGAGGUGCAAGGUGGCAUCCACCCCACGCCCAGUUUUGAGGUGCAAGGUGGCAUCCACCCCACACCCAGUUUUGAGGUGCAAGGUGGCAUCCACCCCACGCCCAGUUUUGAGGUGCAAGGUGGCAUCCACCCCACGCCCAGUUUUGAGGUGCAAGGUGGCAUCCACCCCACGCCCAGUUUUGAGGUGCAAGGUGGCAUCCACCCCACGCCCAGUUUUGAGGUGCAAGGUGGCAUCCACCCCACGCCCAGUUUUGAGGUGCAAGGUGGCAUCCACCCCACACCCAGUUUUGAGGUGCAAGGUGGCAUCCACCCCACGCCCAGUUUUGAGGUGCAAGGUGGCAUCCACCCCACGCCCAGUUUUGAGGUGCAAGGUGGCAUCCACCCCACGCCCAGUUUUGAGGUGCAAGGUGGCAUCCACCCCACGCCCAGUUUUGAGGUGCAAGGUGGCAUCCACCCCACGCCCAGUUUUGAGGUGCAAGGUGGCAUCCACCCCACGCCCAGUUUUGAGGUGCAAGGUGGCAUCCACCCCACGCCCAGUUUUGAGGUGCAAGGUGGCAUCCACCCCACGCCCAGUUUUGAGGUGCAAGGUGGCAUCCACCCCACGCCCAGUUUUGAGGUGCAAGGUGGCAUCCACCCCACGCCCACCCACCCCUCUGUGCGCAGUUGA
Molecule: messenger RNA, 2268 nt
Organism: Closterium sp. Naga37s-1
Lineage: Eukaryota; Viridiplantae; Streptophyta; Zygnematophyceae; Desmidiales; Closteriaceae
Source: the annotation of a GenBank genome assembly